CGACGAUGCCAUAUUUACUCACAAUCAUCUAGCCUCUUCGUUCCAAUCCUCUAUGUUGAGAAAGGUCAGCGCGGGGGGGUGUUGGUGAUUACACCUACCCUAAUCACGUGCCACCCAACUUACCCCCGGCCAACUUCCAAGGUUAUAUAUAGUUUCACCCUAGAUAGAUUAUAGAUAACAACGUUAUCCUCUAACAGGUUCAGCACUUUGAGUCUGAGGGUUUGGGGAAAAGAGGCCCAAAUGCACUUUUCUUCUCAGAGUAACUCUGGUACAACAUACGAACCCUCAUCUGUCUCCUUUGGCCCUCGAUGGAAUGCGAUCUAUUUGCGUUUUACCCAUGUGGUGAUGAGCCCGAGCUCACCCUCAAGAGGAGUCAUAGACUAUGGAGUACUAUCUUUCAGUUUGCAACUUCUCGGAGCGGUUUUGACCCAGCAGCAUUCCAACUAUUUCUUCGCGAGGUUCCAAGUUAUACAAAGACCGCAUUAAAAGGAUUCAAAGGAGAGCAUAAUCGCUUGUACGCCAAGGGCAGAGCGAUAUGGCAUAUUGAGUCUGCAUCAAAUACUUGUGAUUUGGGCGACGCAACGUCGACCGAACAACUUCUUCUUGGCGUUUCAACUCCAACAAGAUGUACAGUGGAUGGAUGUUUUUCUUGGUUGCAGAGCUCUUCUAGUUCUGACAUAGUACAAACUUGUCAAUCUUGUGACAACCAUUUGGCCGCAUUCACAUGCGCAUGGGCUUUCAUAUUAUCCGCAUUUUGGGCAGAAUCACAAUACGGAAGCCUCACAUAUACCGGUGUCACAGCUCGCAUUAUCAAUCGCCACGAGAAUCCUAGGGAAUCUGGCCUCAUGGAUAUGCAGAGUAGUGCCAUCGAAGCCGAAUGGUGGGCCGCUGUUUUAGCAAAUGGUAACGGUUGGAGAGCCACGGUCCAACAUGACGACAAAGAGUACUUGUCGCCAUGGAAUGUCCAGCUUUGCAGCGAAGAUCUGUUUACGAUUCUGACACCGUAUGUUACAACAAGGAAAACCAAAUCACCUCCUAGCGCGGCCGAAGCGCUGAACUUCCUCUCCCGUUAUUGUGCAGCCUAUGGCCUUCGCCUGCAGGGCAUCGCGGCAUUAUUUGCGGCAUUAGCCUUGCCGACGCACAGCCUAUUCGCCAGACCUGCAGCCCUUCCUAGGCCCCGCCACAUCGCACAACAGAGACACGGAAUAUCGGGCGAUACCCUUUUUGCCGGCUUCCUUCCUCAUAUCCCCUCCUUCAUGACCAUCAGCGCCAUUGGCAUCGCUCCAAUUCUACGGAGUGCCUUAUAUGAUCCAGGAACGUACUGCCAUGUGUCCGGAGCUUGGUUGAGCCAACUCCUAGCCGAGUGGCCCGCGGAGAAUGAAAGAGCCGCAAUUUCUGGGUAUACUCGCUCGCCUACGGUUGGAGGCAUAUGGAUGGGGGCUUCAAUAUCAUCCCUUCUGUCGAGAAAGUUCAUUCAUAUUCUGGCUGGUUCUGGAAUGUGGAGGGCCAAUCUAUCAUUAUCCUGGUGGACUCAGACAGCGCAAUCAUUCUUUUGCCGAUUUUCAGAGGAACCCAAUGCUCAAGUGGCAUCAGUAGUACCACUGAUUCCCCGGGCGGAAGAAGCGUUUUUGCUUUUCAUCACUUCAGCACGAGGACCAGAACGUCAUCUUAUACCAACCCCAAUGUCACCAUGGAGGCCACCGGGUGAGUCUAAACUAGAUCUAAGUACUUUUGCGGUCCAGCGUCACGCAACCUGUGGACAUCAUCUUCGCUAUAAAAGUUGGUUUUGGGAAGGGCUUCAAGAGAUGAUAGAGGAUAGAGGAUUUACGGAUAUGGAUUUAUCUGAAAAUACGAUAUCAUAUGGACUAUAUCCUGAUUCCUCUAUUCACAUACCGAUUUCCCGUUCAGAAUCACGAUCAAACAACGCUAACAAUGACCUCCACUCCUGGAUCCAUCCAACCCGAGCGAUAUUUCAGUGGCUAAAAGAGAUGCGAGGCCCAGAAGCUGAUCAGUGUGACGUUAAUACCGACGAAUUACUCCAGGUGUUCGAAGAAGACUCUGAUGUAGCUGGCUCCUCGGGGUAUAAAACGGAGGAUAUGAGUGUAGAGGAAACAGAUAAUUCAAUACCUUCUGCUAAUUAGACCACACCUUCAUCCCAACUCAUCUAAAUCUUCACUCCAGCCCAACAUUUCCUUAACCGCGGGAUGAUCAGGGCACUUCUUGCAUAUUCUAUACGGAUUUUCGAUCUGACAACGUUUCCAUUUUUUUCGACAUCCCUGUGCUAAACAAGUCCUUUGAGCGUGCUCAUUAUUUGCGUGUCGGCAGGGUGGAUUCUUGCAGAAACCUGAUAGACCUGAGGUAGUACUCAUGACCGAAUCUCCACUGCUUAUGAAUUGUUAGUAUGGGGAUUCCACUGAGAAACAGAGGAUUCUCACUUACUGUGGUGAUUUAAAGCUAAAGGACUCGCAAGUUUUUGAAAUUCAAGAAAUGUGGCCUGACAAAUACUAUCUAAUAACUACCUAUUAUUUCGAGGUCAUUGCUUCCCUUUUCUACGAAGGUGUAAGGCUCUUGACAAGCAAUAAAUGAGUUAUGGUAGGUAUUGUGGUGAGCGGAACAGGCCCGCACCACCACCGUCAAAAGUAAGGCACCCAUGCAUGGGCAUCCCUCGAAGGCAAGCGAAAUUUUGAUGGAGUAUACUUUAAAUGCGGUACAAUGACUCCUGCUGGGAAUGGAUAGAAAGGUGAAGUGUUUGACGACAGGUGGCCGAUGGAUUUUUGGGGCAUCCUUGACGGAUGAGCCAUCCAUACUUGCCUCCUCCGCAGCGUUACGAUAUUGGAUAAAGUAAAUGGUCCAAGCCUUCAGUCGUUCGAAGUGUUUCUUAACUGUCUCUGGCGGGAUCAAUAUCCACGUCAUCCUAGCCGUUGUCGUAUUUGCAAUAAAGAAUCUCUCCCACAGAUGAGUUGGCAUAGAAGAGGAUCACACCGAUAAUCAACUCCAUAUGCUAUUUCAUUCUAGCCAUCGAUCUUGUGUAAGGAAAAUCGAAUUCGCGCGCUAAGCCCGCGAUUUUUCUAGAAUCAUCGCAUUGUAAUUAUCUGCCCAUUUUAUUCGAAUUUAGGUCCUUUAGUAUUCAGAAGUGAUAUUGUUGUGUAAACAAAUCAAUAUUCGCUCAAAAGCGUACAGAGGUGUUGGAUAUUUUGUAUAUGUUUAGUUACGCCUAUAACGAAUCGGAUCAUACAGCAUAAAUCCAUGCCAGUCCUUUUAACUUCAGGCCACAAGCUCC
Messenger RNA from Blastomyces gilchristii SLH14081, 3280 nucleotides. RefSeq lists its product as uncharacterized. The transcript has a single exon. NCBI's taxonomy places the organism in Eukaryota, Fungi, Ascomycota, Eurotiomycetes, Onygenales, Ajellomycetaceae. The record is from RefSeq and is a predicted model, not a curated record. Bases 309 to 2141 code for a protein of 610 amino acids.